Sitodiplosis mosellana (orange wheat blossom midge) is the source of this 396-nucleotide messenger RNA. Its product is annotated as keratin, type II cytoskeletal 68 kDa, component IB-like. Bases 1 to 396 code for a protein of 131 amino acids. The transcript is spliced from 2 exons. Lineage: Eukaryota; Metazoa; Arthropoda; Insecta; Diptera; Cecidomyiidae. The record is from RefSeq and is a predicted model, not a curated record.
AUGAAUAACAAUUUCAGCAGCACUACCACCAACUGGGAUUCAAGUAACAACAACCCGACUGGAAUCAGUAGUGUGGUUUCAAAUCAGCCUUCAUAUGUUGAUGGCGGCAGCGGUGGAUUUGGCACUUCUCAAAUCGUUACAGACAGUAGACCUUCAUUUGGUGGCGGUGGAGGCUUCGGUUCUUCGCAAAUCACUACCGACAGUUCACUUGGCGGUGGGUUCGGAGGUGGAUUCGGAAGUAGCACGGUAACAACCACAACAACUGGAUUUGAUGGUGGUUUCAGCACUUCAUCUUCCGGAUUCGUUAGCAGCGGUGGAAUGGGUGUUGAUCAAUAUACAACUGAUAGCUCGGCUGGAGGAUUUGGAACUACGCAAUCUAACACCACUUCAUUUUAA